Messenger RNA from Caenorhabditis remanei, 2115 nucleotides. RefSeq lists its product as uncharacterized. The transcript is spliced from 11 exons. Gene Ontology annotation, molecular function: calcium ion binding. NCBI's taxonomy places the organism in Eukaryota, Metazoa, Nematoda, Chromadorea, Rhabditida, Rhabditidae. Bases 1 to 2115 code for a protein of 704 amino acids. The record is from RefSeq and is a predicted model, not a curated record.
AUGAGACUUCCACGCCACCUACACGGGAAGCCUCAAACCACUGAUCCGCCAUUCGACCUGUCCGUUUUUGAUUCUUCUGGAAAACGGGUGGAAAGUUAUGAAGUUGGGAAGAUAUAUACAGUCAAGCUAGAAGCGUAUGUACACUUCCGAGGGCUUAUGUUGCAACCAAGGCUCUGCACACCGUCAGGAGCAAUUAUUGGAUCAUUGAGAGGCGGGAAGUUUAUAGAGGAUGACCAAUUUGAGACACAUGGUCUGAUAUUCCACCAAUGCGGGAGACUAGUCACCAACGACUCCCUGACCCACACCACAGUUGAUAAAAAGUUUUUGGCGGAGGCCAAGUGGCUGGCGACACAUGACGUUGGCAAUGUUCAAUUUGUCGCCACAAUCGCCACCGAAAAUGUGCUCUACUGGGAACGAUGGCGUCCACGUCACGCGUUCCUCAAGGGACCAUAUCAGAAGUAUUCCGUGCAAAACACCAAUAUUUUUGUCUAUAAUUUGGAAAAGGACAUCGAGCAGAAGACCUCAGAAAAAGUUGUGACGUCGGAGCCAAUUCUACCGUCUCAACACCCACUUUUCGAGGAGCAAAAGGAGUUUUUGAAGAGGAAAAUGUCGGUGACACCGUCGCCAAGGAUUCUGGAGACCUCUGAGAAUUCUGAUGACGUUUUUGACUCAGCAACGUCGUCUGCGUCAAAAACUGAAAAAAUCCAGGUCACCGCGGCGAGUAUGAUGAUGGGAGAGAAGUUACAAGUCACUAGGACUCCAGAAAUUUCGCAAUCCUCCAAAUUCCUGACAUCGGAAUCCACGUUUAUGAUGGGUAGAAUGUUCAAAAAGUUCGCGCCACUCAACGAUACAGUACUCCAGGAGGAUGAUCUCAAAUUUUUGAACGCCCAUGCACAUCUCAGAAGGCUUCAGCACGAUUUUGUGGAUAAUAAUGACUUGGAGAUGGAAGAAAAAUGUCAAGACAAUCCAUGUGGAAACGAUGGGCGGUGCAGUCUUCAAAAAGGGAAACCAGUCUGCCAGUGUAGCAAGGGGUACACCGGCACCAACUGCACAGAAAUCGAUAAAUGUGUGGAAAAUGAUUGUGAGAACAAUUCGACGUGUUAUAACGAUAAGUUGUCACCAGUCGGCUACUCGUGUAAAUGUCAGAACGGGACGGUUGGGAAGCUUUGUGAAAUCGAAUGCCCCCUUGAUCAAUGUCAAAACGAAGGGAAAUGCUAUCUGAACACUUUUGGAAAAAUCGGGUGCAAGUGUCUACCAGGGACCACUGGCAGGAAAUGUGAACGUGAAAUCAAUGAAUGCGGCUGGAACAAGUGUCAAAACGGGGCGAAAUGCGUAGAUUUGUUCAAUGACUACCGUUGUGACUGUGCCGACGGGUGGAUGGGACGGAAUUGUGAACGACCCUGCCAAGACAUCUAUGGAUCCUGUAGGGUAUGGAAACGGGAGGGUCAAUGUGAGCAGAUGAGAAAUGCCACGGAUUUUUUUGAUCUGAAUUGUGCGGCCUCGUGUGGCGUAUGUGUGAAAGUGGACAAUGAGACAGAGAUACCGUAUCUCCCACUUCAACCUAUUCUUAUGCCAUUCGCAUUUUUGUUGGGAGAAUGGAAGUCGCAGAUAAAGGGAUGGAACAACCAUACGACGGACUACCCGGUAGAUAUGGAUGGGAUGGUUUACAAUGAAACGAUCACGUUCUCGGUGGCACCCUCGUUAAGCUUUGGCACGCCUUAUAUUAAUUAUACAGCCACCAUGACAAGCCAAGACGACCCUUCCAACACCCAUCAAUACAACGGUUUCCUCACUAUCCAACAGUACAAGGAAAACGACGAGUCCACGGAUAAAGGCGCCCUUACAACAGUUAGCAACACCGGGUUGAUUAUGAUCGAGGAAGGGGAGAUUCUAGAUGAGAAGACGUCUACAGAGGGUGCCCCGACGCUCAUGCUGACACCGACCUACCAAUUUUUCAAAUCGUCUCCGGGCACCCAGAAGAGUCCGGAGAGGUCGAAGAGAUGGUUCACGCUGAAAAACAAACGACUUAUGCAGUAUAUGGUUCGGGAGUUUAAGGGAAGAACUCAUAAGUUCACAAAGAUUUAUAAGCGGACGCAGGAGUUUAAGUAUUUGUAG